CUGACCUCGGAGAGGCUUCCGUCUCCUCGAAGGCUGUGCCAGGAUUUCCUGGACACUGCAGCAAACGUUCCUGACCGAUAUCAAUGGAUAUUAUAAAGGGAAACUUAGAUGGAAUUUCAAAACCAGCCUCAAAUUCAAGAACACGUCCUGGGAGCCGAAGUUCAAAUGCUUCUCUGGAGGUACUGUCACCAGAACCAGCAUCCUUCAAGGUUGAUACUGCAAUCAAUUUGAACUCUGGUAAAGAAGGCCACUCAGAAAGCAAUAAUACAGAGGAGAGUAGAAACAGUAAUGAUAAUAAAGGGGAAAGCUACUCUGAGAAAACAAAAUUGCCUGAAGAGGGGUCAGAUGAAGAUUCGAACUUGGGUCAACAUCAGAUAGUCCCUGAAUGUUCAGAUGAAUUUGAAUUAAAAGAAUUAGAUUCUCAACUUCAGGAUGCUAUUUGGAAGAUGAAGAGGCUUGACAAGAUAUUGGUGAAGAGACAAUACAGAGAAAAAGAAAUUAAGAAGCAAGGUCUAGAAAUGAGAAUAAAGCUGUGGGAGGAACUUAAGUCUGCAAAAAAUGGUGAAGUUUUGCAAAGUAACGAGGAAAUGGAAAAUACAAAAAAGUUUCUAGCUUUGACUGCUGCAUCAGAAGAAACUGUUGAUCCUUCUUGUAACAAGCAUGAAGAUACCUUUUUCUCGGUGUUUCACACUCAGGUUCCACCAGAAGACUAUGAAAAUCAUAUACAGAAUGUCAAACAAGAUUUUACCUAUGAUGUGGAAAGAAAUGAAUCAAUGAUCAAAGCAGAAAAUAAACCUUUCUCAAAUACAGAAAAGAUUGAGCUCAGGGGUAAACGCAGCCAGGAUUUUAUUAAGCGAAACAUUGAGUUAGCCAAAAAUUCGGGAAAACCAGUGGCUAUGAUUGAUAGAGAAAAGGAAAAGCUGGUUGAACUUUUGAAGGACUUAGACGAUACUGAUUCAGGGCUGUCCAGUUCUGAGGGAGAUCAGUGUGGCUGGCUAGUCUCGGGAGAAGGAUACACACUUGCAGUCACCCAGCAUCAGCAGCUUGCUGAAAUUGAUACAAAACUCCAAGAACUGUCUGCCACCUACCCAACAAUUUUCAGCUCUUCUCCAAGACCAGAACAUCAGAUUGAUGAGGAACCUGACCUUAAUGGUGAUGAUAGAAAAACAGAAGUAACCCCAGGAGAAAAGGUUCUUCGAAACACCAAAGAACAACGGGAUCAGCAGAAUAGGUUGAGAGAGAUAGAUGAAAAGCUAAGAAAGAUGAAGGAAAAUGUGUUAGAUUCAACCUCACUUCUCUCCGAGGAACAGUUAAGGUGUCUUCUGGAUGAAUGCUCGUUCAAACAAAAAUCCACAGUUAGACUGUCUCCAGAAAGAGAAGAGAAAGACAUUGAGGAUAUGAUACCUGAGUUCCCCCAACCUUCUGGAUCUAUUCUCUCUGAGUCAUUAAGCAGGUCAAAAACAAAGGUUCGAAGCACUGAGCUGGAGGACAUAAAUGUGCCUAAGAAUGUAGAAUGUGAAACAUCUAGAGGCUACUUUCUCACCAAAGCCUUGGCUGGGCAUCACAUGUCACCAGCUCUUCUCCUUGAAGCAGAGAAUGUGAAAUGCCUUCAGUUUUCUGAGGACAAUGUUAUUAGUGAUGCAGAAGACUACUUUAUGUCUAAGACUCUGGGCAUUGGGAGACUGAAAAGGCCCUCUUUCUUGGACGAUCCACUGUAUGGCCUCAGUGUGAGCCUUUCAUCUGAAGACCAGCAUGUGAAACUCAGCCCUCCAGAGAGACUCAAACCAGUGUCUCCCAUGUCCAUCACUCACUCCCUUGCUGUUCCUACCCUCUCAGCUGGAUCAGUGCGGUAA
Molecule: messenger RNA, 1853 nt
Organism: Odocoileus virginianus texanus
Lineage: Eukaryota; Metazoa; Chordata; Mammalia; Artiodactyla; Cervidae
Source: RefSeq, a predicted model, not a curated record